AAAAAAACUAGCCGUUACAAAAUCCAGAAGCGACUAAAGCUCACCGAUUCAUCUUUUUUCUCCCUUCCCUGUGAUCACUGAAUGCAACAAGCAGAAAAAAACCCUAGCCAAUCAGCAAUACGACAAAAACCCUAACUCUGAUCAACUCUUAAGCAACAAUCACAUUGCUCUUUUGAUGGAUUCAAACGGCAAAUCCACUAGGCUUACGCCUAAAAAAUGCUCCAAAAAUUCAGAGAAUUUGAACCCCAAUGUGGAACAACACAGUCCUUGUUUGUCAAAAUCUUCUAAAUCACCAUCAAUGGCAAAAUCGGCGAAGAAACCUCAAAAUUCAGUAUCCAAAAACCCUAACGCAAAUCAAUUGGCUUCGCCUUCUCCCAAAAACAAAAUUCGUCAAAGGAAGUUUGUGAUCGCUAAGAAGAACAAGUGUAAUAGUGAUAAUAUGAAUCCUGCGGUGCCUUGUUGUAAGUGUAAUAAGGCUGGUGGUGGUGAGAAAAAGAAGUGCCUUUGUGUUGCAUAUGAGAGCCUCAGGGCUUCUCAAGAAGAGUUUUUCAUGAAUCGCGGUGGAAAUGAACACAAAGAAAGUGAAAUCGAGAAUUUCGAUAAGGAAAAUAGUGCUGAAAUUGGCAAUGGAGAAGGAAUGAGUAACGAGUCAUUGACUCAAAAACUGAACGUGAAAGUAGACGAGGAGGUUACAAUUCCUGUUUCAAUUUCCGAGGCUGAAUUAGUUGAAUUGGGUGAUUGUUGUGUAACAGAUGAAUUGGCAGAAAGAGCAAAGGAAGACGUGGGGUUGGGUGAAAUGAGUAGUGGGACAAUAAAAAGGAGAAGGGAAAGAUUGUUGGAAGAAGCUAGACAAAGUGUACCUGAAUCAGGAAAAGUGUUGCAUUUAGUUAAGGCUUUCGAGAAACUUCUUUCGAUGCCAAAAACAAAAGAGUGCGAGGAGGAGAAAGGGGAAAAAGAUGAAACUGUAGCAGAAGAUUGUUGCAAGGAACAGAACUGGGCAUUGCCUGGCUUACAGCCUCCCAAUAUUCCCGAGACACAAGUGUCUUCUUCUUCGUUCUGUCCAUCGGAUUUUUUCCUCACCUCUAAGAGUUUAGGCUUGGAUUCGCGUCGUGCCUCCUCAUUGGAUAGCAGCCACGGAAGCUUCAGUAUUUCAAGCAGGACUUCAGGUGGUGGUCGAAGGGGCAGACACAAUGGCGCUGAAUCAUCAGGCACAUUUGCUAGAAGAAACCGGAAGAGAACGCAGCAUAGAGCGACCUCCCAAAAGCCCUUCAAACUUAGAACUGAGGAAAGGGGAAAAUGUAAGGAGGAAGAGUUUUUAAAGAAGGUGCAACAAAUGGCAGAGGAAGAGGAGAAACAGCGGAUACCAAUUGCACAAGGCCUUCCAUGGACAACAGAUGAGCCAGAGUUUUUGCCAAAGCCUCCUGUAAAAGAGAGCACAAGGCCAGUUGAUCUGGUGCUGCACAGUGACAUUAGGGCAGUUGAACGUGCUGAUUUUGAUCAUCAGGUGGCAGAAAAAUUGAGCCUUAUUGAACAAUACAAGAUGGAAAGAGAGAGACUACAGAAGAUGGCCGAGGAAGAAGAAAUUAGGAGGCUGAGGAAGGAACUUGUUCCAAAAGCUCAACCAAUGCCCUACUUUGACAGACCUUUCAUUCCUAGAAGGUCAACAAAAGAUCCCACCAUUCCAAGAGAGCCAAAGUUCCAUAUGCCUGAACAUAAGAAGAUCAAGUGCUGCAUGUCUUGGAAUGAUAUAUACGUACAUACGCAACAAGAGUGAACGGGGAUGAGGCAAUGACAAGUGAGGCAGUCCUGCAAUUGGAGAUCCAAAUUCUACAGGUAGAGAGAUGCAAGUUCUUCGGUCAAUCUAGCCAAUGGAUGUCUAUAGUAUUCUGAGGGUCAAAAUUGGAGCUGCAGUUUUGCCAGUAACAUGUAGCAAUAAGACAGUAAAUAAAAAUAUAAAAGCAGUUUCCUCUUUACCCCUGCAAACAGUGUAAAUGUUGUCAAUGUUCAUUCCAAUAUGAAUAAUGCAACAAGGUUUAAGGUCA
Molecule: messenger RNA, 2042 nt
Organism: Nicotiana tabacum (common tobacco)
Lineage: Eukaryota; Viridiplantae; Streptophyta; Magnoliopsida; Solanales; Solanaceae
Product: microtubule-destabilizing protein 60
Biological process (GO): mitotic spindle assembly; activation of protein kinase activity; regulation of mitotic spindle organization
Cellular component (GO): spindle; nuclear microtubule
Molecular function (GO): microtubule binding; protein kinase activator activity
Source: RefSeq, a predicted model, not a curated record